AUGCCGACGGCUGCCAUGGGCACGUCUGGGCAGCUGGGCAUGGCUGGCUACGCGCAGUACGCGGCAGGCCAGUAUCCUGGAUAUGGUGCCUCUUAUGGAUACACGGAUGCUUAUGGGAGGCCAUAUGGUGCUAGCAUGGGCGAGCAGGUGCCAGCAGGCUACCAGGCACCACCGCCACCUCCUCCUCCAGGAGUGCCAGGAGGAGGCGUUGGCGGGGCACCGUACAUGCAUGGCCCACUGACCGAGCACGAUAGACUUGCGGAUGAGCGUGACAAAGCUCGUAGACGGUUAGAAGAUGAAGCGCGGCUUCGAAAUGAAGAACUUCAUCGGAAAGCUGAAACUGAACGAGCAACCGCUGCCGUCCGCAACGCCAUCAGCAGCCUUCAAAAUGGGCAGUUCGACUCAAUCGACGGGCUUCUGAAGGCCUUGGAGUCCGUGGCGGCGAGGGACCUGUCAAAGACUGAGGGUCAGCAGGCGACUCUUAAGAAGGACAUGGACCAGGCCAUUGCAGAAGCUCAGCAGCGGCGAGCUGUGAUGGCGGAGCUGAAAUCCAUGGUCAGGAGUGGCGAGGAGCACAUCAAGGCCACAGCAGAGCUGAUUCGCGAGAAUGUGGGGCUGCAAAAGGAGAAGGACAGGGAAGACAUGAACGACCAGCUCGAAAAUGCCGGUUUGGAGGCCCAAGGCAUGAGUGACCGCUACCAGUCGUUCAUGGACGAGAAGGCAAAGGAGCACGAGGAACUCCAGAGCUUUACCAAGGGCCCUGCCUUAGUUGACCUGCGCCUUGUCAUCGCGAAAAUCAAGAAGCUGAGUAGCGAUCUGACAAUGACAGCGACCAACGCUGCCAGCGUCGUGCGGGAAGGCAGGCAGAAGUUGGCACGCCAGGAAGCGGCCGUAGCGCGGACCAAGCGCAUGCAGGAACUGUUCGACCAGUACGAUGCCGACAGUGACGGCUGUCUGUCUCAGCUGGAAGUCCUCCAGUACUCCCAAGGUGAAUUUGAGUUCACCCCGGCAGAGUCCUGUCUAGAAAGGCUCUGGCGAAACUGGGUACCAGCAGGAAUGGCCGGCAUAACGUUCGACCGCUUCCAGCAGAUGAAGGUGGCAAUUGGCACGGCUCGCGUUAUUGAGCGGGACCAGGAGAGAAGACCAGCAGGCCACGUUGCUUAG
This is a messenger RNA of Symbiodinium natans, 1164 nucleotides long. The record is from the annotation of a GenBank genome assembly. NCBI's taxonomy places the organism in Eukaryota, Dinophyceae, Suessiales, Symbiodiniaceae.